Didymodactylos carnosus is the source of this 1725-nucleotide messenger RNA. The record is from the annotation of a GenBank genome assembly. NCBI's taxonomy places the organism in Eukaryota, Metazoa, Rotifera, Eurotatoria, Philodinida, Philodinidae.
AUGUCCAAUUUCUCACUCCUUUUUGGUCAACAACAAGCAAGCAUUGUGAGUAUGAAAAGUGUUCUUAGUGAAUUGAAUAGAGAACAAAUUAUUGAUUUCAAUCAAUAUAUAUUAAAUAAGUCUAAACAUAGUAUAUUCGAUGAAAAAGCUCAAAAACAACUUGAUAUUAAAUAUUGGUUUGAUAAUAGAGAAGAAACGUAUCAAAAUGAAAAGUUAUGGUUUGAUAAAAUGAUGGUUAGCCAUUCGUGUUUGUUAUUAUGUUAUAAACAUAGUCGAAUGUUUUAUCUGUUAAUAAUCCGGCUCUCGAUUGACUAUUGUAAAGACUUCUGUGAUUAUGAUAAAAACGACUUAGUUAUUCGCUAUACUCAAAAGAGUCAGACUGAAAAGAGUAAGAAGAAACGGGAUGCAUGCAAAACAUUUUGUACAAGACAAGAACGUGAACAAGGCUCUAAACUUGUCAAUGUCAAACGAAUAUGUGAUAAUAGAUGCAUAUUUUUCUUCAUUAUUACAAACAUUUCGUGUUAUCCUGUUAACGACAACGAUGAUAACGAUAAUGAUAGAGAGUUCAAAUUAAGACUUCGUUCAUUAAUAAAUCAUUUGAAUGAUGAAUCAAAUGAAGAACAAAUGGAAAAAAUACGAUCAUUAGAGAGUGAUGAUGGUGAUGUCCAAGGAGGUUAUGAAGACGAUGAUGGAGCUUAUGAGAAACGUCAAGCUGGUCAUGGUACAGUUGAUUCGCAAAUUCAAAAUGAUCAUAAUAAUUUAACAUCAUGGCAAAAAUAUUGGCUUGCUACACACUCAUUUCAGACAAGACGAAAUUCAAACCAAACUGAAAACAAAAGUCCUGAGCCAGUUGUUCAUUUUGUCACACUUCGUGACAUAUCGAACAAUCCAAGUAGAAAAAACAGUCGAAAUUCGAAUCAGAAUUUUCAAAAUAAGGAAUCCAGCUUGAUGGAUAUUGGCAAACAUUCAGAUACAGAUAGUCCAUCACAAACAAAAACGGAUUUUAUCGGUUCAUCUGAUUCAGAAUAUGUAUCAUCACAUCAGCGAGAUUCAACAGAAAGUAUGUUUAAAUCAGCAACUGCGAUCUCAGAAUCUUUUCAAGAUACUAGUGUAGUGUUGGACAAUAUUAAUGUGGAAAAAUCACAAAGUGAGACAGCAAGUCCACUAAAUACUCAACGGCACAAAUUACCCCUAGCAACCCGAUCUGAGAUAAUCAUAUCAUCAGCAAUCAAUAUCAAGCCUAGAAUUAUCCUAAAAAAAGACGUUAUAUCGGCCACCACUUCAACAAUCAUAAAAGCAAACAAAUUAUCUCAAAAAAUAGUUCAUACUCGUUCAGAUAAUGCCAAUAAUACUCGUCUCACGUCGACCCCAAAACAAGAAAAAGGCAAGUUACAGCAACACCAACAGUCAUUUGACGAACUUUCGUGGGUCUCUACCCAAUCACGGACGAAGAAAGCAGUUAAACCAACGAGCAGCACCAAUACGAAAAAACCCCGUUCAUUGAUAGCAAAAUCGAAACAUCCAAUAUCAGUUUUUAUUCCAACAUCCAAUAUCAAAGCAAAAGCGAAACCAGUGACGGAAAAAGUGAACAAGAGUCAACAUGAAAAAGAAAACUGGACGUUACCAUACGUUGGCGAACGAUACGAUCCACCUGCUCCGUGCGUUUCACCAUCGGUAUCAGAGCAUUCCAGUUCUGUAAUGUAUAUGUCUGAACAUGCGACUUGA